Molecule: messenger RNA, 1288 nt
Organism: Nicotiana tabacum (common tobacco)
Lineage: Eukaryota; Viridiplantae; Streptophyta; Magnoliopsida; Solanales; Solanaceae
Biological process (GO): translation
Cellular component (GO): ribosome; mitochondrial small ribosomal subunit
Molecular function (GO): structural constituent of ribosome; small ribosomal subunit rRNA binding
Source: RefSeq, a predicted model, not a curated record
AAAAAUUAAAAACAAAUGAGGCGUUAGUCACAUUAGGGUUCUCAAUUUCUCACUUCUCAUUUCUCCCUCCUCGACGAGACGACGACUCUGAGCUUGCGAUUGUGAGCAAGAAUUCAAGUUUUCAACACUGAACAGGCAAAAUGAGGCUUUUCUUCAAAUGGACUGCGAAUGCUUGCUUAUCUCGUUCCUCUCAUCAGUAUCCUCAAGUUUUCAGGACCUUUUCUGCACUUCCGAAUUUUGCCCCUGAUGAUAAGCAAAACACCAACUCAUUUGAGUCUACUGAAGACUUUGAAAGACGAAUUUUUGGUGAUAGUACCGGAAACAGGCCAAGUCCAAACUCAUUUUUCAGAAAGCUUGAUAGGGCUGAAAAGUCUUACGAUAGAUCUGGUCCAGGCUCCACAUUCAGUACUGGAAACAGAUCUAGUUUCCUCGAUGGUCUGGAUGAGAGUUUUGAUUCAUUAUCAGAUGGGAUGGAUGGUAAACUGAAGGAAGCAGCCACAUAUUUUAAGUUUGAUCCUGAUGAAAUAGAUAAGGAUGAUUAUGCUUACAGAGCAGAUAUGACCUUUUGGCCCGGGAACACUUAUGAUAUCAAGGAUCUUGAUCUUAGAAAACCAGGAGUUCGCAAGCCCAUGAAAAGGGAUGAAUUUGAAACUACGACAGAGGAAGUUUUACGCAAAGCUGAUUUCAGGAAUGUGAGGUUCCUAGCUAACUUCAUCACGGAGGCUGGAAUUAUUAUCAAGAGGAGCAAGACUAAAAUUAGUGCUAAGGCUCAAAGAAAGAUUGCCAGGGAGAUCAAAACUGCCCGAGCUUUUGGUCUGAUGCCUUUCACCACUAUGGGAACAAAGCAGUUUGUAUUUGGCAGAACAAUGGAGAACCUUGAUGCAGAUUAUGAAUAUGAGCUGUACGAUCCCAAUUUUGUCGAAACAGACACUGGUCGGGAGCCUCUUUAAUCCUGGAAAAUACUAUUACUAGUUCUUUGCUUUAUCCAAGGUGGACGUUAUCCCUGAGUAUUCUCAGCUGUGGCGAUGAAAUGCCUGUAAACGAUGCUCUCUCUAUUAGCUGAGAUUUUGUUUCAAAUUAGAUGGCGUUUAGUACAGAAUACACAUGGGUGUCAUUUGGACUAAUUUCAGAUUGUAGGAGACUGCGGCUUAAGGGAAUGCAGAAAUUUAACAGUGUUGACAGUGUGUUCAUCCAGUCUUGUUAUUUACAUUACUGAAAAUUUAUGAAAUUCAUGAAACAGCAUAAUCAUCAAUAAGAAUUUACAGUCUUUUCAGGUUGUUUCCUGUCA